Messenger RNA from Leptonychotes weddellii (Weddell seal), 1928 nucleotides. RefSeq names its product ankyrin repeat and BTB domain containing 1 (gene ABTB1). The record is from RefSeq and is a predicted model, not a curated record. Gene Ontology annotation, molecular function: protein binding. NCBI's taxonomy places the organism in Eukaryota, Metazoa, Chordata, Mammalia, Carnivora, Phocidae. Gene Ontology annotation, cellular component: ubiquitin ligase complex; cytoplasm.
GGCCGGGGCGCGCCGCCGCCGCCACUGCCGCCUGGGAUCGUUCGGCCAGGGGUCCGAGCCGCUCGCACCAUGGACACCAGCGACCUCUUCGCCAGCUGCAGAAAAGGGGAUGUGGGCCGAGUGCGGUACCUGCUGGAGCAACGGGACGUGGAGGUGAAUGUGCGGGACAAGUGGGACAGCACCCCCUUGUACUAUGCCUGCCUGUGUGGGCACGAGGAGCUAGUACUCUAUCUUCUGGCCAACGGAGCCCGCUGUGAGGCCAACACCUUUGAUGGGGAACGCUGCCUCUAUGGGGCACUUAGCGACCCUAUCCGCCGGGCCCUGCGCGAUUACAAGCAGGUGACAGCCUCCUGCAGGAGGCGGGACUACUACGACGACUUCCUGCAGCGGCUUCUGGAGCAGGGCAUCCAUAGUGACGUGGUUUUUGUGGUGCAUGGGAAGCCCUUCCGGGCACAUCGCUGCAUCCUGGGCGUGCGCAGUGCCUACUUUGCCAACAUGCUGGACACCAAAUGGAAGGGCAAGAACGUCGUGGUCCUGAGGCACCCACUGAUCAACCCCGUGGCCUUUGGGGCCCUGCUGCAGUACCUGUACACAGGCCGCCUGGACGUCGGUGUGGAACAUGUUAGCGACUGCGAGCGGCUGGCCAAGCAGUGCCAGCUGUGGGACCUGCUCAGUGACCUCGAGGCCAAGUGCGAGAAGGUGUCCGAGUUUGUGGCAUCCAAGCCAGGCACGUGCGUGAAGGUGCUGACUAUUGAGCCCCCCACAGCAGACCCCCGGCUUCGGGAGGACAUGGCCCUGCUGGCCGACUGCGCCCUGCCCCCUGAGCUCCGUGGUGAUCUCGGGGAGCUGCCCUUCCCUUGCCCUGAUGGCUUCAACAGCUGUCCUGAUGUCUGCUUUCGGGUGGAAGGUUGCAGCUUUCUCUGCCACAAGGCCUUCUUCUGCGGCCGCAGCGACUACUUCCAGGCCCUGCUGAACGACCACUUCAGAGAAAACGAGCUGGAGGCCUCAGGCGGCCUCCCGGCCAUCACCCUCCAUGGCAUCUCGCCUGACAUCUUCACGCACGUGCUCUACUACAUCUAUAGCGACCACACAGAGCUGCCCCCCGAGGCGGCCUAUGAUGUCCUGAGCGUGGCCGACAUGUACCUGUUGCCGGGCCUGAAGCGGCUGUGUGGCCGCAGCCUGGCCCAGCUGCUGGACGAGGACAGCGUGGUGGGCGUGUGGCGCGUGGCCAAGCUCUUCCGCUUGGCACGCCUCGAGGACCAGUGCACUGAGUACAUGGCCAAGGUCAUCGAGAAGCUGGUGGAGCGGGAGGACUUCGUGGAGGCCGUGCGGGAGGAGGCGGCGGCCGUGGCUGCCCGACAGGAGACGGAUUCCAUCCCGCUGGUGGACGACAUCCGCUUCCACGUGGCCAGCACGGUGCAGACCUACAGCGCCAUCGAGGAGGCACAGCAGCGGCUGCGGGCCCUGGAGGACCUGCUGGUGUCCAUCGGCCUGGACUGCUGACCGUCAGCUUGUGGCACGUGUGGGCCCUGCGUGUGUGUGCGCGUGUGCGCAUGUACGGCUCGUCUUUCUGUUCUGGCUCCGGUGAGGGCAUCGUGGUGGCCUGAGGGGCUCCGUGGGGUUCGCCUCCCCCUCCGUGCCUGGGGGCCCUGAGGGGGGGUCAGGAUGAGCCCCCUCCCCCAACACAAGCCAGCCCCCAAGGCCCUGGGGCUGGGCACCGCUCAGGGAAACCUGGGGUGGGGGGUCUCUUUGGGCCUCCCUCCGCCGGGCCCCUCCACACCCCCGGGCCCCUCCACACCCCCACUCUCCUGGCCCUGGCUUGUCUGCUUCCAAGCCAAGCCAGCGAGCAAGCUUCUCUGAGGAGCAGAGUUGGCCCACAGGGAGCAGAAAAGUCUGUGUGUGGCAAUAAAGCUUCAUUCGCUGUGGGA